AUGUCGGCUUCGCAAUCCUCUUCCCGAAAAAAUGGAGUCUCGGUCAAUAAAGACGUCAUCAAUUUCAUGGACAUCCCCGAAGCAGACCGAGAAACUUUUCUGAUAGAUCUCGAUCACGGAUUCUUUAAUUUGAGUUUAGUACCCGAAAACAGGAAAGAAGAAGUCGUUCGUAAGCUAGAGAUAGCGUUCAAUACAAGGGGGAGUACCGUGAAUGGAACAAACGAACAACAAAACACCACCGAGCUUCCUACAAUCAUAGAUGUAUUGGAAACUCGUACAGCAGAUUCUACUACGAGUACUAUACAGUUCUCAAUAAACCAGGGGGGAGAAGGAAUAACUUGGGUGGAACUCCAAAAACGCGGAACAAAAGUGAUUCCUAAAGCUCGUGAUGCCGCUUCUGAACUACUCUCUGGUCGGAAAAAUCACCAUACUGAGGAGAAGAUUGAGCCAGUCGCCAUGCCUAUCUUAGACGACUCGAAGGAAAUAGAGUUGAAAAUAGCUCGCAAAGAGUUAAUAGAAGCGGACAGAAUUAUCCAGAGACAGGACACCAAAAUUGCCCAGCUACUUGAAUGGAAGAACCAGAACAGGCUACUUGUUGAGAAUAUGGCAAAAGAACAUGCGGCAUCUCUUCAUAUUAAGAACACGGAGAUUGCCAACCUUAAGACUUCCUCCAUCGCAGAUCUCGUAUCUCUUGACAAAAAAUACGAACCACUAAUCGAGGUUGCAGUGCAUAUACUUGGCCGCAAGAGGGAGCUUUCCAAGCCAGGUAACUUGAGAAACUCAACCCUGAUUGAGGAAGGCAAUUCUGCUGCUCAUGGUGGAAAAUGCUUAGCAGACUUGCAGAGAAUGGAAAUCAAGCCUAUGGAUGUCGACUCAGACUGGUUUGAAAAUGGUUAUGGCGUAACAGACAAAGGUGCUCAGAGGUUUAAAGCAAGUUCUGCAUUUCGAAAACUCAUUAACAUGCGAUUCGACUUGCGAAAUCUCGAAUACAUCGAUCAGCAAGUUAUUAGCGAAUUUGAGACUACGUUUCAGAGAAUAAAGACGCAGAUUAACGAAAGCCUACCCGCAGAAGGCGAGACUGAUAAAGACAGUUCAUAUAUUAUGGAGGCACUACUAUUGAAGGAUCCAGUUGUCAAGAAAUUGUUUCAAGACGUUUGCAGCAAAUGGGUCGCUGCAGUUGAUAGAGAUCAGACCACUCGCAGGGAGAUCAGGAAGGAUUCCAAAGCGAUGUCUUUCGGACGCAGAUCCUACCUGUCUGCGAAAACAAAUCGGUCUCGAUGGAAUAAAAUUAGCAGCAUCAUGGGGACUAUCAGUGAGGGUGUGAAAAGUGCAAUAGAGAAAAUUCUCUAG
This is a messenger RNA of Botrytis byssoidea, 1350 nucleotides long. RefSeq lists its product as uncharacterized. Bases 1 to 1350 code for a protein of 449 amino acids. NCBI's taxonomy places the organism in Eukaryota, Fungi, Ascomycota, Leotiomycetes, Helotiales, Sclerotiniaceae. The record is from RefSeq and is a predicted model, not a curated record. The transcript has 3 exons.